CAAAUAAAAUUUAAAUCAAAAAGAUUUUCUCCAAUUAAUAUGAUUUUCAAAAAAGUAAUACAUUGUAUAAUUUUAAUUAACAUGAUAAUUAUAUAUCGUAAUUAAAUUAGACAAUUUUUUUUUUAUCAUUUUAUUUCCGUUUAAAGCAUCCGGUUUAUAUGUAUAAAUAGAAAUUGAUGUUCGAAAUAAAUGGACAGUCGAAAUUAAAAAAUGUGGCGAAUCCUUUUAUUUGUUAUCUUAUCUGGAUUUUCCAUGGCAUAUCGUAUAACUGAACAUGAAUCUAUAAUUUCAAAGAAACAUAUCAAUUUAACUGAUCCAAUUUUCAUCAAAGAUGCACCAUAUGUUGCGACAGUAUUAACAAAAAACUGUUUUAAACCUCAAAGGAUCAGUAUUGCGAUAAUAAUUACGAGCCAAUAUUUAAUAACUACUGAACGCCUUUAUGAAUCUGAAGUUUCAAGAUUAAAAGUCGUGACAGGAACAACACAUUUAGAAAAUGCUUCACACUCAGAUACAUUUAAUGUUCAGAAAAUUAAAUGUGACGAGCUUGAAAGUGCCCACGAGCAUAAAAGUGAUAUGUGUAUUAUUAAGCUAACAACAGAAAUGAAUUUCAAUGAAUUUCGAAAGCCAAUUACUUUAUUGAGUAAAGAAUAUUUUGACGAAUUUAAAUAUGAAUAUGGUACAUCUGAAUUGAAAGUUAUCGGUUAUGGAAGAAAAAAGAUGUCGCAUGUUGAACCCUUUGCCUGUAUGGGGAAUUUAAAAAAGAAAGAAUUAAAAAUUCCAAAUAAAUCACUAAAUUUGUUAGGCAGAUAUUUUAAACUUAAAACAGGUAGUUAUACAUGUGCAGGCGAUAUUGGUACUCCUGUAAUUUGGAACAAAAAAUUGGCAGGUCUUGUUGUUGAUGGUCCAAUAUGUGAAAAUAAUAUUUGUGAUAUAGGCAUUUUUUCAGGAAUUAUUCACUGCUACAAGUGGAUAGAAGAAACGAUCGGUACAAUUAAUUUGCGAAAUGCUAAAAAUUUUUCCUACAAUUCUAUUAAUGAUAUUUGAGCACGAUAGUAUUUUUCGUACAGAAAUUAAUAAGUAUAUAAAUAUUUUCAUCAGACUCGUCUCUGUAAAUUGCUCAGAAUUCAUUUAUAUUGCUUAAAAAAAAUUGUAUAUAAAUUUAUAAUUACUAAAAUUUGUACAAAAAUCAAAUAAUUUGGUGACACAAAAAUAAGUUCGAAAAAUCAAUUAGGGUAAAUGCACUAAUUGCGGCGCGAUUCGAGUCAAAACACUUUUGAAAUAGAAAAUUCGACAUUUCUAUUGUAUAAACUCAAUUUAAGACUUAUUAAACUUAAAGCUUAUGUUAUUAAGAUAUUAAAAAAAAAUUUUAACUCUAUAAAAAUCGAUUAUUUAAACAAAUAUGAGAAAUUAAAACUAAUACCGUAAUUUUCUAUUGCGGCGAGUUUGUAUCAGUUUCGGUGUAUCAAUUGCGGUGACCAAAAUUACGUGUAUUUUGAAGAUACUUUGCCCGCCGAAAUUGAAGCCAAUGGAAAUCUUAAAAAUGUUUCAAUUGCGGCGCGGAAAAAAAUUUGAUCUCAAAUAAUUAAAUUAAUAAUUGUUUAAAUGUGCAUCUUUAUAAGUAUUUGUAUCAAAAAAAGAUUGAAAUAAUUUUUUUUAAUCAUUUGGCAACAGUUAUAUUAAAUAUAAUAGUAAUAAUAGUUAUUUUUUAUGAAUGCGCCGUUAUUGGUGCACUCGCCGUAAUUAGUACACUUACCCUAGUUUAAAUUAUAAUUCUUUUAAAUUUAAAGUUGGAUCAAAAUAAUUUGAUAAAAUAAAAAUUUGGUAUCUAAAAAUUAUGUUA
Messenger RNA from Leptopilina boulardi, 1840 nucleotides. RefSeq lists its product as uncharacterized. Gene Ontology annotation, biological process: proteolysis. Gene Ontology annotation, molecular function: serine-type endopeptidase activity. Lineage: Eukaryota; Metazoa; Arthropoda; Insecta; Hymenoptera; Figitidae. The transcript is spliced from 6 exons. The record is from RefSeq and is a predicted model, not a curated record. The coding region runs from base 211 to 1044 and encodes 277 amino acids.